Molecule: messenger RNA, 2785 nt
Organism: Durusdinium trenchii
Lineage: Eukaryota; Dinophyceae; Suessiales; Symbiodiniaceae
Source: the annotation of a GenBank genome assembly
CUUUGCUUUGUGUGACCGCCUGUGUCAAAACGUCUUGGCCUUUGCUUAUGCCGUUUUAUGCCAUCGAUUUCUUGAUGAAGCCAGCUAGCUGACGCCCUUUGCAGUGCAAGCAGGCGAAGGUCUCCCCACACGAGACAUGGACUUGGAUGCCUUCCGCAAGUCCCUUCGUGUCGCUCUUGAACCGUACAGUACACGAGGUGAUCUUUCUCGAAGCACUAUUGAGAGACUGUUGCGAGGCUUCAUUGAGGAGAGCUUGCAUGGCCGUUUGAAUGACGUGAUUCAGGAGCUGGAGCAUCGACCGGGCUGCAUUAGCUUGAAUGCCUUUAUUGAAUGGGUCUGUUCGUCACCGGGUCAGGGGAGCACUUCAAGCAGCCUACAACUUCCAGCAGCUCUUGGAAGAUCGACGUCAAGCUCAAAAGACAAAUUUCAGCAUGCGAGAAGCACACUCAAGAAGGUGCAAUGUUUCCGCACGAAGGAGCAGUCUAUGCUACUGGGUGUCAGCAUCAAGUUUCUUGCCAGCGACUUCUUGGCCGAGGUGGAAGAGCACUUUGGGAACGGAUCUGAUCCCAACUACCAUGAGAUCAACCCAGUGAUGCUUCAUGGGCCCAAAGCUCGAGGUUUUGGACUCCAAUGCCCCAGAGACAGAGGGUUUGGAACCAGCUAUGUGGAUGCCUUGGAUGAGAUCCACACGGGCCCUGCCACAGUAAUGCUCUCCUGGGUCUGGAAAUACUCAGUUCGGACUGUGGUGACUGCCUUGGUGCGGUGGUGUGCGCGAACUUCACGGGACCCGCCAUUCACCUAUGUGUGGCAAUGCGCUUUGUGCAACAAUCAAUUCAGAGUGGCAGAAAAGCGUGCAAGAAAUGAGAAUGAGGACUUUGAUACCUUUCGCACAGUUUUUGAAGAGAGGGUUCACUGCACUGGCCACAUUUUGGCCUUGCUUUCACCCUGGCACGGCCCAAUGUACACAACACGGAUCUGGUGCGUCUUCGAGCUUUGGGUUGCCUGCCAAAAUCAAGAUGUGAAGCUAGAGGUGAUCCUCUCGGAGCAAGCUGAAAAGGAGUUUCAUCGCGCUUUGUCAGCAGAUGGAGUGGUGAGUGUCUGGAAGGCUUUUGGUAACGUGCAAAUCCAAAAGGCAAAGGCUUCUGUGCCAGCAGACCGGUCAAACAUCAUGCGGCUCGUGGAACCGAAUAUGACAAUCGAUGACUGCAAUUCUUCGGACAGAGUGAACAAGUUGAAUCAGGUGGUGGUACAGCGCUUGCAGGCUUGGUGUACUGAGGCGGCUGCCCAAUUUGCAGAAAGCUGCUUGGAGGACAAUGUGGCUGUGCAACCAAAGGCUUGUGCCAAUACAGCCUGGCUGUUGAUGGAGGCGAAUGACUGGCAUAGAGCCAUGGCACUUUUGGUGCAAGGUCGCCAGGCAUUAAGUCGCCUCGGAAAAACGGGGUCUUUGGAAGAUGCAUGGCUUCUGAAGUGCAUGGGCAACUGGCACACGGAUCUUGGCCACUAUGAUGAGGGCACCAAGCACUACAAGCUGGCAAAGGAUGCAAUGGAGGAAGCCGGAGCAACUGAGACAGCUGAAUAUGCCCGUCUGCUGAGAACCAUUGGCAAGAGCCUCAUUGUGCAAGGCCACGUGGAAGAUGCGAUGGAGACACUGCAACAGUCGCAGAGUGCCUUCAUCCGGGCUCAAGCCACGGACACACCAAACUACGCUGUUUGUUUACGAAGUCUCGGGUUUUGCUGCCUUGAGCUUGGAGACCUGCAGCAGGCGAUGGCCUGCUAUUCUGAAGCAAAGGUGGUUUUUGAAGGCACUGGAGCAGCAAGAACACCCAAUUAUGCAGGACUUCUCACAGACAUGGGAAGAGUGAAAGUCACUGAGCAUGCGCUGGAUGAGGCUAUGGAGCUCUUCCAACAGUCCCGGCUUGCGUUCGAGAUGGCCGGUGCCGAGAAAUCAAAGAAUUUUGCAGAUCUUCUCCAUUUCAUGGGUGAUUGCAUGGAUGAGCAGGGCCAGUACAGUGAGGCAUUGAGGUAUUUCUCUGAGGCGAAGCUCACAUUCAACAAAUGUGCACUCAAUAGAACUACCAACUAUGCUGCACUCUUGGCCAACAUGGCUGACUGCAUGGAGCAUCAAGGCAUGUCUGAAGAGGCCGCAGAACUACGGCAGCAGGCUACCGACAUUUACCAGGAGGCAAAUGUGUCCAAAGAGGUGCUCGAGAAUAUGUCCCCAUUGGAGAGACGUCGAAAACGCUGGAGCCUUUGAAAUGUCCCAGGAGUCCGUCGGAGUCCGUAUGAAAGGCAUCAAUGUGCAAUGUGCAACGAUUCCCUUGUCCAUUGGCUACCAAGCUGCAAGUCUGAAGGAUGUGCCACCAAGGUGUCCUCAACCAUGAAAAAUCCGGCACAUGCGCAACAUUGACUCCUGCAUCUACGCUUCAUUUUCAUAUGCCGGGUUGAUAUGUGCUGUUCAUGUUGUUUGGGUACUGUACAUUGGAAAAGCAACCUGUGUGCAAUUCUGCCGUCGGUCCUUUCUACUGUAAACUCAUCUAAAAUCUCAGAAAGUCGCGUCCGGCGGAGCCGAUUGCGGGCUUUCGAAGUCAGUGCGAUGCAUGUACAGUUGCAAGCGCGUGGCUUGCCAUCCGCGUCCACCCAAGCUUGGCGUGAGACGACGGAAAGCACAUCCAAUCGUUGGUUGACAGGUCCGCCCUUCUGUGCAGAGCAGAGAGGUACACUUGCCACAUCGAGCCACAUUCUUCUUGUACAGACGCCUUACGUUUCAAGCGUUUGCAUGCCAAAA